Molecule: messenger RNA, 441 nt
Organism: Spodoptera littoralis (African cotton leafworm)
Lineage: Eukaryota; Metazoa; Arthropoda; Insecta; Lepidoptera; Noctuidae
Source: the annotation of a GenBank genome assembly
AUGUCCCAUCUCAUUAUGUUAAGGACAUUAGGUUGUUUUUCUUUAUAUCUAGUUCUGAACAGUCUGAUCAGAAGAUGCCACUGUGUAGUUUAUACUUAUGAAGACAUUGAAUUAAGAAGAAUAUUUCCAAGUGAAUUCCCUCAAGAUACAAUUAGAAAAUCUGGUACUUUAGACGCAGAGCAUUUAGGUCGUUACGCCGAGUUACAGAGCUACUUCAAAUUCCCAAAAGCCAAAGUAAACAGCCAUUUUGAAGAAUUAGUGUGCUAUGAUAGAGACGAUAAAAAGCUAUGCAAAAUAGAUCUAGAAAGAUAUUCUCCCGAAGAAGACGCGUACUACAUGUCUCCAAUAUUCGACAGUCACGUUGAUCGAAGGCGAGUCUACUGUUUUAUGCUGCUCUGCUUCACAGAAGAUGAACUAGAUAGAGUGGUCGCCUCGUUUUAA